GGAAAAGUAGUGCGAGCAGCCCUUUCCCGCCGCGCCGCCGCUGGUGCCGCGCCGUCUCGCAGCUGUCCCCGCUGAGGCCGCCGCGGCUCUGCCUCCUGCCCGCGGCCGGCGGAGGCCGGGAGGCCGAGGGGAGCAGGCCGGCGCGCGGAUCCCUCCGCCUGCAGUAUCGGUGCUGCGGCCGCGCCGCCGCCAUUUUGAAUGCCUGGCUCCUGCCGCUGCCGCUUCCUCCGCUGCAGGGACCGGCCCGAGGAUGCCAGCCCCCAUCAGACUGCGGGAGUUGAUCCGGACCAUCCGGACAGCAAGAACCCAGGCAGAAGAGCGUGAGAUGAUCCAAAAGGAAUGUGCUGCUAUCCGGUCAUCCUUCCGAGAGGAAGAUAACACAUACCGAUGCAGAAAUGUGGCAAAGCUGCUGUAUAUGCACAUGCUGGGAUAUCCUGCACAUUUUGGACAGUUGGAGUGCCUCAAGCUCAUUGCCUCUCAGAAAUUCACAGACAAGCGCAUUGGGUAUUUAGGUGCCAUGUUGCUGCUGGAUGAGAGACAGGAUGUCCAUCUUCUUAUGACCAAUUGCAUCAAGAAUGACCUUAAUCACAGCACGCAGUAUGUGCAGGGGCUGGCACUCUGCACUCUUGGCUGCAUGGGCUCCUCAGAAAUGUGCAGAGACCUUGCAGGAGAAGUGGAAAAGCUCCUCAAAACUUCCAACUCCUAUCUUAGGAAGAAGGCAGCAUUGUGUGCUGUUCAUGUCAUUAGAAAGGUGCCUGAACUCAUGGAGAUGUUCCUGCCAGCCACCAAAAACUUGCUGAAUGAGAAGAACCAUGGUGUUCUUCACACAUCAGUUGUCCUCCUCACAGAGAUGUGUGAGAGAAGCCCAGACAUGCUUGCACACUUUAGAAAGCUUGUUCCCCAAUUAGUUCGUAUUCUGAAGAACCUUAUCAUGUCUGGAUAUUCACCAGAGCAUGACGUGUCUGGGAUCAGUGACCCCUUUUUGCAGGUACGAAUCCUGCGGUUACUAAGAAUUUUAGGGCGAAAUGAUGAUGAUUCAAGUGAAGCGAUGAAUGAUAUACUUGCACAGGUUGCCACUAAUACAGAAACAAGUAAAAACGUGGGAAAUGCCAUUCUCUAUGAAACUGUGCUGACUAUUAUGGACAUAAAAUCUGAGAGUGGACUUAGAGUGUUAGCCAUUAACAUCCUAGGCCGUUUCUUAUUAAACAACGACAAAAAUAUUAGAUAUGUAGCUUUGACGUCAUUGUUGAAAACUGUGCAGACAGACCAUAAUGCAGUACAGCGGCAUAGAAGCACGAUUGUGGACUGCCUGAAGGAUCUGGAUGUCUCCAUUAAAAGGCGUGCGAUGGAACUGAGUUUUGCUCUUGUUAAUGGGAACAAUGUCCGUGGAAUGAUGAAGGAGUUGCUGUAUUUCCUAGAUUCCUGUGAACCAGAAUUCAAGGCAGACUGUGCAUCUGGAAUAUUUCUUGCAGCUGAAAAGUAUGCUCCUUCCAAACGCUGGCACAUAGACACAAUUAUGAGAGUCUUAACAACGGCAGGAAGUUAUGUUCGUGAUGAUGCUGUUCCCAAUCUGAUUCAGCUAAUAACUAAUAGUGUGGAGAUGCAUGCCUACACUGUGCAGAGACUCUACAAAGCCAUCCUUGGUGAUUACUCCCAGCAGCCCCUGGUGCAAGUGGCCUCUUGGUGCAUAGGAGAGUAUGGAGAUCUUCUGGUGUCUGGUCAGUGUGAAGAGGAGGAACCAAUACAGGUAACAGAGGAUGAAGUUCUUGAUAUUUUAGAAAGCGUCCUGAUAUCUAAUAUGUCUGCAUCUGUUACACGAGGCUAUGCUCUCACUGCCAUCAUGAAGCUUUCCACAAGGUUCACCUGCACUGUCAAUCGCAUCAAGAAGGUAGUUUCCAUUUAUGGCAGCAGCAUUGAUGUGGAGCUACAGCAGAGGGCAGUGGAAUAUAAUGCACUUUUCAAGAAAUAUGACCACAUGAGGCCAGCCCUGCUUGAGAGAAUGCCAGUAAUGGAGAAAGUCACCACAAAUGGCCCUACUGAGAUUGUACAGACCAACGGCGAGACAGAGCCAGCGGUACUGGAAACCAAACCUCCACCCUCUGGAUUGCAGCCUGCUAGCCAGGCAAAUGAUUUGUUGGACUUGUUGGGGGGAAGUGAUAUAACACCUGUAAUCCCCACUGCACCUACAAGCAAGCCAGCUUCUGCUGGUGGGGAGCUCCUUGAUCUUCUGGGAGACCUCAACCUAACAGGUUCUCCAGUAUCUGCCCCUGCGCCCCAGAUAGCACAGCCUCCGUUCCUGCUUGAUGGACUUUCAUCACAGCCUCUCUUCAAUGAUAUUGCUGCAGGAAUCCCUUCAAUUACUGCAUACAACAAGAACGGGCUGAAGAUCGACUUUACCUUUGAGAGGUCAAACACCAACCCUAGCGUCACUGUAAUUACGAUACAGGCCUCCAACAGCACAGAGCUGGAUAUGACAGAUUUUGUUUUCCAAGCUGCAGUACCAAAGACAUUCCAGCUGCAGCUCCUAUCUCCCAGCAGCAGUGUCAUCCCUGCAUUUAACUCGGGGACCAUCACACAGGUCAUUAAAGUCCUGAAUCCACAAAAGCAACAACUACGUAUGCGGAUCAAGUUGACAUAUAAUCACAAGGGCUCAGCAAUGCAGGAUCUAGCAGAAGUCAACAACUUCCCCCCUCAGUCUUGGCAGUGAGGCUCUGGCACCAUUCUUAAUCUCACCCCACCCAAUCAAAAGAACUCUGGGAAGAAGGUUGUGAUCCUUGGCAAUCCCCCAAACUGCACCAUGGGCAUGGGGAACAGAUGAGACCUGCUGAUGAGGAGGAAUUUUCCUGAAGUGAUUGCUGACUUUGAAGCAUAUCUGUUAAGACUAAUCUCCUCUCCUCCGCUGAUGAGGCUGGCGGCUUGUGGAGGCUACUGUGCACUCCCUCACACAUGCAUUCACAGCCAGAAGCAACAUUCCCUUCUCCCCUCCCUUCCUCCCCCUCCCCCCCAGCAAAGAAACACAGCCUGGUUAGAAGAGAAGUCUGGAAUUUCUAGCAGGGAAACUUUUCUUCUCUCUGCAGCAAGUGAACAGCUGCCCCUUCUUUCUGCUGUCUUUUUUUCCUUGGGGUGGGCAAGGUGUGUUGUCAUUCAUUACUAGCUGGAUUCCUUCAGGCACUUUCAUAUGGGGCUCAGACUGGGGACCUGGAGAAUGUCAGGCUGCCCUGCUUCUUUCUUCUUGUAUCCCCUAUGUCUGAAGGGGCUGGAGGCUUCUUAUGAGCCUAUUCAGUGCAUUAUUGUAUACACCCACCUCUUAGUUAUGCGAUACAUACCAAGAGCAAGUUGGGCCUUGGGAGUUCAUCUGCGAACCUGGGACAGUGCAGGAAAAGAGGUGCCGGUGGGAGCUGAUAAAAUUGCUUUGGUGCUGUACUUGGAAAUGAAGACCUUACACUUGAAUUUUCUUUCUUUCCAUCAAUAGCUUACAGCCAUGCAGAUUCACAGGCAGUCUUCUGUACCUUCCCCAGAAAGUGUGGUGAUGUAUGAGAGAUGUAGAGAUCCAAGGAGAGCUGGCUUUCUACCACAGACGGUUUCAAAGCCUUUUAACCCAUUAGUUGUGGUUUAUGGGUAGAAAAGACAUAUUCAAUUUUGUAGAUCAGUCUUUGAGGGCUCUGUUCCUGCUGGGAGACUCAUCAGAGACUAUGCUGCAAAGUUGCUCUUCCCAGUUAUUCCAGACCUUCUCCCCAAUUUAAUUUCCAGAGCCUGUUGUAGACCCCCAGGAUUCCAUUUGAGUUACUUCUGACUGGGAUAUUUGUGUUGUAUCUGUAAUAUUGGCACUGAAAUAAAGACCAUGCGGUUUAAAGAGA
This is a messenger RNA of Chroicocephalus ridibundus (black-headed gull), 3857 nucleotides long. RefSeq names its product adaptor related protein complex 1 subunit gamma 1 (gene AP1G1). Gene Ontology annotation, cellular component: AP-1 adaptor complex; membrane coat; Golgi apparatus. The record is from RefSeq and is a predicted model, not a curated record. NCBI's taxonomy places the organism in Eukaryota, Metazoa, Chordata, Aves, Charadriiformes, Laridae. Gene Ontology annotation, molecular function: clathrin-cargo adaptor activity. Gene Ontology annotation, biological process: Golgi to vacuole transport; intracellular protein transport. The coding region runs from base 251 to 2707 and encodes 818 amino acids. The transcript has 23 exons.